AUGUCCUCCAGAUUGUUCUCAGUGGAGAACGUCGGUGUUCGGGACGGGAAUCUACGCCGCCGUGUCCUCCGUCUGUGGAGCUGCAGUUCACAGGGGGUUCUGGGGACGUCCGGCGGUCCCGUUAAGGUCCACAAGCUGCACGGUCGACACAACUACCAGAGCUCCUACGCGCACGGCGUCCACUCCCAGGCCCUGUCCCACUGGACCGCCUCCUUCAGCCUCACCAAACCAGUAAAUGUUCCACUGGAGCUGACCAGUGAAACCAGUACGACAGCUCUACCAGCAGUACGACCAGACUGUCAGAUGGACAUCGGCUUGGUGAUCGACAGCAGCAACAACAUCGGUCAGAGAAGGUUCAACCUGCAGAAGAACUUUGUGGCCAAACUGGCGGCCAUGCUGAGAGUGGGACCGACCGGACCUCAUGUUGGACUGGUCCAGGCCAGUGAUUCUCCCAGAACAGAGUUCCUUCUGACCAACUACACUCAGCCUAAAGAGCUGCUGUUCGCUAUCAAGGAGUUGACUUACCUGGGAGGAGACACCAACACAGGUAGGGCCAUCAUGCACACGGCUGAGAACUUCUUCACCCAGGAGAACGGGGGCAGACGGGGUCAUCCUCGGGUCAUGAUGGUUCUGGUGGACGGCUGGCCCUCAGACGACCUGGAGCAGGCGGCCCUGUUGGCCAGAGAGAGCGGCAUCAACGUCUUCCUGGUUUCUGUGGCCAAACCCACGGCCGAGGAGCUGGGAAUGGUGAGGGACAAGGACUUCAUGAAGAAGGCGGUUUGCAGAGACAACGGCUUCUUCAGUUAUUCCAUCCCCAGCUGGUUCAGUAAAACCUGCUACAACUCCGUGAACAUCGGGUUCCUCAUCGACGGUUCCUCCAGCGUCGGUGACACAAACUUCCGGCUGGUUUUGGAUUUCUUGGCUGGAAUCGCCAGAAGCUUCGAAAUCUCGGACGUUGGAGCUCGAAUCGGUGCUGUCCAGUUCACCUACGACCAGCGGCUGGAGUUCGGUCUGUUCGACUAUUCCAACAAGGAGGAGGCCAUCAGCGCCCUGAGGAGGAUCCCCUACAUGGCCGGAGGGACGUCAACGGGAUCCGCCAUCAGCUUCGCCACCCAGAAACUGUUCAGACAAGCAGGACGAGGACGAAACUUCCUGAUCGUGGUGACCGACGGCCAAUCGUACGACGAUGUGGCAGGACCAGCGAUAGCUGCUCAGAAACAAGGCAUUACCAUCUACUCCGUUGGCACGGCAUGGGCGCCACUGGAUGACCUCAGAGUGAUGUCAUCAGAGCCCAAAGACAGCCACACCUUCUUCACCAGAGAGUUCAGCGGCCUGAUGGAGUUCGUCCCGGCGCUGGUUCGAGGAAUCUGCAGAGACUUCACUGAGAACAACUGA
Messenger RNA from Acanthochromis polyacanthus (spiny chromis), 1395 nucleotides. It is a transcript of the gene coch, whose product is annotated as coagulation factor C homolog, cochlin (Limulus polyphemus). The transcript has 11 exons. Bases 1 to 1395 code for a protein of 464 amino acids. The record is from RefSeq and is a predicted model, not a curated record. Lineage: Eukaryota; Metazoa; Chordata; Actinopteri; Pomacentridae.